AUGGGUAAAAAACUGAAGGAAGAGAGUUUGGAUCCCGUAGAUUCGUCGGAAUAUGGGGAACCUGCUCAGUAUGACCCCACCUUCAAUGGACCCAUUCGGAAAAGAGGCUGCACUGAUGUCAUCUGCUGUGUUCUCUUCAUGGUCGUGAUCCUUGGCUACAUGGCAGUGGGAAUUUUGGCCUGGCUUUAUGGUGAUCCCCGGCACGUCCUCUACCCACGGAACUCUACUGGAAUGUUCUGUGGCAUCGGGCUCAAUGUAGCUCAACCCAGCGUGUUCUACUUUGACAUACUGAAAUGUGCCACAUCAAUCAACGUCAUGGCCGCCGUCCUUAAUGGGUUACAGUGCCCCACCACACAAGUGUGUGUGGAAAAGUGCCCAGAUGUAUUCUGGGCUCUGAAUCCUUUGGCCUACUUACCGAACGCCACGCCACAAGACUAUUUCAACCAAUCACUCUGCGUGCCAUCCUUUGACCUAGCAUCAACUAAACUGAAAGUUAAAGAAAUUGUGGAUCAAGAGCUGUGCCCGUUCUUCUACACUCCUACAAUCUCUGUGCUGGGAAGAUGCAUACCUGAUGUUACCGCUCUGAAAAAUAUUCCUAAAGACUUUGCCAAUACGCCAGGCUUGCCAUCAAGCAUCAAUGAUACAGUCAAUGGCAUCAGGAACGCCACAGGUGACAUAGUAAACGGCUUCAAUGCCAAGGAGAUCGGAGUGAGAAUCUUUGAGGACUUUGCGUCAUCAUGGCAGUGGAUCAUCGCUGCUCUAGUCAUAGCCAUGGUUGUCAGUUUUCUGUUCCUCCUCCUGUUGCGGUUCAUCGCCCCUGUUAUGGUCUGGGUCCUUAUAUUUGGAGUUUUGGCAGUAGGUGCCUAUGGUAUAUAUCACUGCUGGUGGGAAUACGACAACUACAGAAAGUCGACCGUCUCCAUCACUGACAUAGGCUUCACCACCGACUUCAAGGUCUACCUUCAGGUCAAGGAGACCUGGCUGGCCUUCUUGAUAAUCCUAUCUGUGGUAGAGGGUAUUCUUCUCCUGACCUUGAUCUUUCUACGGACCAGAAUCCUCAUCGCCAUCGCUCUCAUCCAGGAGUCCAGCAAGGCUGUCAGUCACAUGAUGUCUACACUGUUCUACCCUCUCGUCACCUUUGUUCUCCUGGUGGUGUGUGUGGCCUACUGGGGUAUCACUGCUCUGUAUCUGGCCACUUCAGGCAUUCCAGUGUACAAAGUGGUGACUCUCAACUCUACUCAGGGUAACUGUGGCCAAAUCGGCGGCAAUGUGACCUGUGACCCACAGACAUUCUACAACUCUACAGACUACUCGUGGUGUCCGUCGGCGCGCUGCAUCUUCAUCAAGUACAACAACGAGGGCCUGCUGCAGAGGAACCUGUUUAACCUGCAGAUCUACAACGUGGUGGCCUUCCUGUGGUGCAUCAACUUUGUCAUCGCCCUGGGCCAGUGCACCCUGGCUGGGGCCUUCGCCUCCUACUACUGGGCCUUCAGCAAGCCCUCAGACAUCCCCACCUUCCCCUUGUCCCAGGCCUUCAUCCGCACGCUACGAUACCAUGUUGGCUCCCUGGCGUUUGGUGCUUUGAUCCUCACCCUCAUCCAGGUAGUUCGAAUCAUCCUGGAGUACCUGGACCACAAGACCAGAGCGGCUCAAAACCCCUGUGCUCGGUUCCUUAUGUGCUGUCUGAAGUGUUGCUUCUGGUGUCUGGAGAAGUUCAUCAAGUUCCUCAAUAGAAACGCCUACAUCAUGAUUGCCGUAUAUGGAAAAAACUUCUGUGUCUCCGCGAAAAACGCAUUCAUGCUUCUAAUGAGGAACAUUGUCAGGGUGGUGGUGUUAGAUAAAGUGACGGACCUGCUGCUCUUCUUUGGGAAGCUGCUAGUGGUGGGAGGAGUAGGUGUCCUGGCUUUCUUUUUCUUCUCUGGCAGAAUAAGACUACCAGGCAGCAAUUUCCGUACUGAAAUGCUCAACUACUACUGGAUGCCCAUUAUUGUGGUUGUGGUGGGAGCGUACCUCAUUGCUCAUGGAUUCUUCAGUGUGUACAACAUGUGUGUGGACACACUUUUCCUCUGCUUCUUGGAGGACUUGGAGCGACAUGACGGAACGAUGCAGAAGCCAUACUACAUGUCCAAGAACCUGAUGAAAAUCCUCAAUAAAAAGAACAAGGGACCUAAAAAGGGCAAAGGAAAGGAUUGAUGAAAUAUUGCCUUGAUAUUAAUCACUGUAUAGCACAGUCACUUUCAACAACCUAGAAAUACCCAAAAACAUCACAUCCUAGAAAUCUAAUUUCGUUUUUUUAGUUAUGUUUCAGCCUUAUCACGCCUUCCGUUUACACAAAUUUGAUCACUUUUUUUGCACUUUCAAUUUGAGAUUACAUGUGGUGACCACACGUGUGAACGGAGAAAUAGCUGGAACGUAAGAAAAUCUCAUAACAAUUUGAAUUGACCAAAGCUAGAGCUGUUUAUUAGUCUCUGACCAAAACCAAAUGAUUAUUCUCUUGCAGUGCUUAUUUGUUUUCAGAAAAGAGACUAUUUUCUCAAGUCAACAAAUUAUUUAUCAGAUAGAACAAAAACUUUUGAG
This is a messenger RNA of Salvelinus namaycush (lake trout), 2577 nucleotides long. RefSeq names its product solute carrier family 44 member 4 (gene slc44a4). Gene Ontology annotation, cellular component: plasma membrane. Bases 1 to 2193 code for a protein of 730 amino acids. The transcript is spliced from 22 exons. Gene Ontology annotation, biological process: thiamine pyrophosphate transmembrane transport; choline transport. The record is from RefSeq and is a predicted model, not a curated record. Gene Ontology annotation, molecular function: thiamine pyrophosphate transmembrane transporter activity. Lineage: Eukaryota; Metazoa; Chordata; Actinopteri; Salmoniformes; Salmonidae.